Molecule: messenger RNA, 4438 nt
Organism: Oryctolagus cuniculus (rabbit)
Lineage: Eukaryota; Metazoa; Chordata; Mammalia; Lagomorpha; Leporidae
Gene: CALM1
Product: calmodulin 1
Cellular component (GO): myosin II complex
Molecular function (GO): calcium ion binding
Source: RefSeq, a predicted model, not a curated record
UCGGGGACGCUGGCCAUGCUGAGGUGGGAGGGGUCGCACAGGAAGGGUGGGGCAGGGGCCGCGGGGCGCACGCUUCCGACUCCCGGAGCCGCCACCUCCUCCAGGUCCGGCCAUGUGAGGGGCUCGGGGUGGUCCAGCCGCGGAGGCGAGUCCCCUCAGGACCCCGCGCCCCCGCCCCCCGCCGCCUUCCCGGGCCCGGGCGCGGGCUGGGCCCGCCGCGGAGCGCGCGCAGGGGGCGGCGGGAGGCCGGGCGGGCCUGGGGGCGGGGCCGGCGCGCGAGGCCCGGCCGCCGCAGCGCCGCCGUGCGCCAGGCGGGCCCCGCCGCGGCGGAGGGAUACGGCGUGCCUUAUAUAUAUACGGCGGGGCGCCGGCUCGCGCUCCGGCAGUGGCGCUGGGAGGCUCGUGGACGCGGCGCCGUUACUCGCAGUCGGGCGGCGGCGCAGGCGGCGGCGGCGGCACAGCGCGGAGCGCACUCGGCUCCUCAGCGGCGGCGGCGGCGGCAGCAGCAGCGGGAGGCCCCCUCGCCGUCACAGCCCCUGCGCGGGUGCAGCCAGCCUCGCUCCCUCCGAUCGCGCUCCCUUCGCCCGCGCCAUGGCUGAUCAACUGACCGAAGAACAGAUUGCUGAAUUCAAGGAGGCUUUCUCCUUAUUCGAUAAAGAUGGUGAUGGCACCAUCACAACGAAGGAACUUGGAACUGUCAUGCGGUCACUGGGUCAGAACCCGACAGAGGCGGAGCUGCAGGACAUGAUCAACGAAGUGGACGCUGACGGUAAUGGCACCAUUGACUUCCCAGAAUUUCUGACUAUGAUGGCUAGGAAAAUGAAGGACACAGAUAGUGAAGAGGAGAUCCGUGAAGCAUUCCGAGUCUUUGACAAGGAUGGAAACGGCUAUAUCAGUGCGGCGGAACUGCGCCACGUCAUGACAAACUUGGGGGAAAAGCUCACAGAUGAAGAAGUAGAUGAAAUGAUCAGAGAAGCAGAUAUCGACGGAGACGGACAAGUCAACUACGAAGAAUUCGUACAGAUGAUGACCGCAAAAUGAAGACCUGCUUUCAACUCCUUUUCCCCCUCUAGAAGAAUCAAAUUGAAUCUUUUACUUACCUCUUGCAAAAAAAAAAAAAAAAAGAAAAAAGUUCAUUUAUUCAUUCUGUUUCUAUAUAGCAAAACUGAAUGUCAAAAAUACCUUCUGUCCACACACACACACACAAUCUGCAUGUAUUGGUUGGUGGUCCUGUCCCUAACGAUCAAGCUACACAUCCGUUUUACACUAUACAUACUUGUACUACCUUAACGAUAAGGAAGCACUUAGUGGACUCCUUCAGGUUCCAUUGCUGAUGAUCCUAACACGCGUGUGGGCUGGCCAGUCCGUCAUGCAUGCGGCCUGAUGACAGUACAGUCAGGCGUUUGUAUCAAAACCAAAAAAUGAAAGAAAAAAAACCAACAAAUUCAAAACUCACCCAGAUGGGUUCUCGUUCAAUUUGUUAGGAUAAAUAGCUGGUUUCCUGAAAACAAAUGCGUUUAAAAUUGCUUUACGUCAGGACGCCGUGCAGUGAGACGGUUGAGGGGUGAGCUGUUGAGAUGUAGGCCCACUACAGGAUGGUCCUCCUGUCCCUCUGUGCUCCGGCCCACGGUGACAGCCACGCAGCCUCGUGGCACGCCCGCCUGCGCUGGCUUAGCGUCUGCCGGGCUGUUACCAUUCACGCAAAUUUUUAAUGAGAAACUUUUCCCAAGGGAGCAUCUCUGGACUCUCUGUUUUAAAAACCUGCAGCAUGACUUGGAGCCGGCAGAGUAGGCUGUGGCUGUGGACUCCAGCACAACCAUCAACGUGGCUGUUCAAGAAACUACGAUUACGUCCAUUCCAAGUUGUAAAUGCUAGUCCUUUUUUUUUUUUUUUUCCAAUAAAAAGACCAUUAACUUAAAGUGGUGUUAAAUGCUUUGUAAAGCUGAGGUUGAAUGGGGACGAGGCCAGCCUCUAUCUGAGCUCCGUCCCCAGCCUGCCUUGGGUUUCCUCCCCUCUCUCCCAGGAUCCUGGCGCUGACCUCUGAGCCCAAGACCUUGCCUAUAAAACAGCAGACAGCAGUCGCUCCCUGCACGCACUUUCGCCAUGGGAGAGGGGGAGAAGCAAACCACAGGCCUGUUGAGCUGGAGCUCGCCCCGCAGGGCAGCCGCCUUCCUUCCAGCACACGUUUCGGGGCUCUCGGGCAUCCUGCCGAGUACCUGUUUUACGUAACUCCCCGAGACCAUCUGCAGGAGACAUGAUUUAGUGUGUGUGUAAUUGAAUCCUCUAAUCCUCUGCUGUGUGUGAUGGAAGCAGUAGUCAACUUCUAGGCCAGUCUAAAUGCCUAAAAGACACCACCGGUCACCUCUGAUUGCUGGCUUCUGAUGUGUGGUAAUACUCAGCCUCUUUUUAAACCUUUUUCUUAAAAGUUGACCGCUUUGCGUCCCCCCCCCCCCCAAAAAAAAAAAAAAAAAAACUAAUGCUAGCCUCUGGCGUGAGAGUCACUGCAGCCCAGGGUGAAUUUGUGUCUAAUUAUAAACCUGCAACCCAAAGCAGGCAUGCUGGUCCUCCUUGCGGUGGGAUUGGCCUGUUGAAAAAGCCCCCUUAAGAAACUGCUCGCUGUUGAGAUGGAAGCUGGCUGUGCUUUUUCUUUUUCAGGUGUUAACUGGUUGUAUCUCAGCCAGGACUUGCGGGUUGUGCGUUGGUAUGUGUGGGUGGCUUUAAUUUGCUGGGGGCCGGGCUGCCAGUGUGGCAGUGAGCAGCUCUCCGUGGCCGAAUGGGUGUGUUCUGGAGACGGGGCUGGUUCUGGAGACCCUGGGCUGCUCCUCCCUCUCCUACUCCCUGUCCUCCGGCGUUUUGCAGCUUGUCAGAUCCUCUGCCGGAGGAACAGGUCCGAGCGGUGGAGAGGACCCGUUACCCAAGUGCCCGUGCUGUAGCGCUGGGCCACGGUGGUGGGCAGAGGAGAAGUUGAUGCCCAGGGCUAGGCGGGCUUCUGCAGCUUCCCUGACUGGGCACGGAGCACCCAGGAACACCCUGGCGUUUCUCCUGGAGAACUGGGGAGUACUGCGGGCUUCUGGCUUGAGUGAGGGUGGGGGUCACAUGGCUGCUUGUCCUUUCAAAGGAGUGUAGUGGGUGAUGUGACUGGUUUUUCAGCACUCAGCCUUCUAACCUCUUGCCGAGUCUUUCUAGAAGCUGGGUGAACUCCAUUUUAUGGGUCCACAGCCUGUCUUAAGACUUAAGCCUUUGAAAGAGGGUUGUUGUGGGGACUGAAAGCCCUACUCCCGUGCCCCAGGAGUGCCGAGUUCCAGCGUGGAGCAGGAGUGAGGCAGCGUCCGGUGCGGCGCUGUGCCCUUCGAGGGGACAGCCAGCCCCGCAGGGUCGGGCAUUGGCGGCUUGCGUGGGUCUGGGCCCUCAAGGAGAUAGCUGGGUGUCGUGGCAGGACUGCGAAGCUGGUUCGCACCUCGCUGUGAACUCCUGCCCGGACUUCCAACCACUCUAUACAUAUAUACAUAUAUUUAUAUAUAGAAAGCGCCUAGUUUUAACUGGCAUCCUGCUUUAGCCUGAGACUUGCCGUAAGAAACUGCUGAGUACUUGGCAAACCCUCUGCUAGUUUUGCUCUCCAUCUGUCUGGGGUAGGCGUUAAGGCAAGCGGAUCUCAACUCUUCAGAUGGGCUUUUGAUGAAGCACUGUUGCCAGGGCAGGCUUUUUCUGAUUUUUUGACAAAUUUUUGCACACUUUAAAUUGGUGUCUUUCGGCAACUUGAAACACAUUGGAAAUGAGCUAUUGUACAUAUUUUUAUAUUCUCUUUAUAAAUGCAUGUGUGACUGUACUUGUAACAAUAUCGUGAUGAACAGCUGUCCAGUAGGCCUAGCGCUGCUGUCACAUCAGAGGAAUAGCAUAUGAUGAGCCCUUCCGCUUCUUCCGGAACAAAGAAUGUAAAUUUGGUCAAGUCUACUCUUCCUUCAAUUAUUUUACACAUUUGAAUUAUUUAUUGUGUAUCCUCAAUCCAUUUAUCCUUCUGGGCAGUGACUAGGUUCCCACUAACGUGUCUUAAACCUACCCUUUGGCUGGCAGUGAACUAUCUUCUCUUCCAACCCCUUGGAGCUGUCCCGUAGGAGACAGAAGUCCUUUGCUGUCUGUACCCCCUGGAGUAAGCAGGCGGCAUUGGCUGAGUGUGUGUGCUUUCUGCAAAUCUGUGGCAAUGUUCAUUAAACACUUCUGUAGCAAAGAUGGUGGUGGUUCUUUUGUGACUGAAGUUGCUGUGCAGCGUGGCGAUUUGGAAAAGGGAUGCACUUGAACGUGUCUGUAAAUCUCGCGGUAAACUGUCUGGAGAUUUAACCACCUCUCUGCUGGGGGACCAACUCUAUGGAAAUUGUAAAUAAGUUUUAUUUAUAAACCUGGCACUGUAUUCAAUAAACAUUUCUGCAGCCUUUCAUCUCUA